Ostertagia ostertagi is the source of this 591-nucleotide messenger RNA. The record is from the annotation of a GenBank genome assembly. NCBI's taxonomy places the organism in Eukaryota, Metazoa, Nematoda, Chromadorea, Rhabditida, Trichostrongylidae.
GCAUCUACCAUCGACGACACACUGACGUCGCUCUCGAGCAGUUGUCUCUAUAGUCCACCGGAGUUCGUAUCGCGCUUACAACCAACGUACGAAGUCAGGCAGAACACUCGAGUUCUCCUGAAGGUGGUGGUGACGGGUGUGCCGCUGCCGCAAGUCGUAUGGUAUCACAACGGCAACGUCCUCAACCCAAUAAAAAACACUCUGAACAUGGUCUACGAGGACGGUGUGAGCUUCCUGGAGAUCUGCAAUUGUACCGAAAAAUGGAGUGGCGUGUUCACAUGCGAGGCGAAGAAUUCAGCAGGCGUCAGUAAAAUCGAAUCCACGGUGGUUGUUUUACCUGAAGAAUUAGAUGAAAAUACUCGUACAACGGAGAUUCAUCUGACAAAUAUUCCAUUCCAAGCAGAUGUCGAGCUCGUCGUGAAGGAUAGCACACACCGUGACUUCCAGGCCGUCACGUUCACUUCAGGGGUCAACGAGAACAUACAGUUGAAGUGCACCUUCAGUGGACAACCGCUGCCAGCUGUUAACAUGGGAGAAGGAUGGCAAUCUCGUGGAUAUGAACAAGUACGGAGAUCAUUCCUCAUUUUUUAA